AUGAUGUCUGUUGGAGUUUGUGAAAUUGUUGUUGUUGUGUAUACUUGUCGUGAUUUUGGCCCGAAGAUAUACCUGAUUGACACUGUUGAUUUUGCUGAAUUCCAGGUUGAGUCCAAGCUGAGGAGGGUGAUGAGGGGUAUGGGCAAGGUGGAAUAUCCAAAGGCAUACCAUUGUCCAAUAGGGCACCCAUGCUAUUGUGCUUAUUGGUAUUAUCCAACAGUCACAAUUGCGGCCACCACCACGAUCACCUCUCCUGUCUCCACCCCGAUUAUUGUUGUUAUUCCUGCCAUUGUUGUUGCAGUUUUAGCCCUAUGUAUCACCAUAGUUGUGGCGAAUGUGGUGAAUCUUGUGGGGAGAUUGAGAGACAUCAAUAUCAUGAGCCACGGCAAAACCAACAUCAGUUACAAUUUUCUUUGCAAAAUCAACUUCUUCUAA
Molecule: messenger RNA, 435 nt
Organism: Sphenostylis stenocarpa
Lineage: Eukaryota; Viridiplantae; Streptophyta; Magnoliopsida; Fabales; Fabaceae
Source: the annotation of a GenBank genome assembly